AUGAUGACUGUCUGGAAGGAUAUUGCAUGUGGACAGGCUGUCCGUGUGGGACCCACCUGCAAUCCACAUCUGAAGGCAGAGAUGGAAGCCGAGCUGGACGCCUUAGUGGCACAGGAGAUGUCACAGGUGGAAGAAGCAGAAGCACCUCAAGAUGCUCAUUGUCCUGCUAGUCAAGCUGCCGAAGAUAUCCCUCGCCCAGAAGCAGAUGACGAGAAUUUGCGGCGAUGCAAGAAGCGCCGCCUGCAACCUGGAGCCAUGCAGUCCACGAAAUCGUUGGAAGCUGCACUGGUCAAGGAGCCUGAUCAGUGCCAUUCCCUUCUUCAUCAAAGCAAUCGCAUGAUCGCACAGAUCCGGAGUAUGAAGCCAGAGUGGCCUGAGCAGCUGGUCCGUGUGGUGGCAUGUGCUUGCAUAUUGCCUCACAUGAGACUCUGCGAUGGCCGAUGCCUUCGGGUUCAUAACGGGCAAUGCUUCUUGUAUCAUGAUUGCGGUGCGUUUCAAGUCUCUCGCGGCAGUCCUCCAGAGCAAACAGUGGCCCGAGUGAAGGAGUUCAUACUUCAGCUGGAAGGCUUGUUUCGGUGUCUGGGAGGCGGUGUGGAGCGAACAACUCCUAGCAUAGUCGAGGCUGUGGACAGCAUGGAGGCAGAGAGAGGUGGAAACAUCAAAGCAAUGCUUGACAGCUGGAUAGAUGCUGCAAUUUUCAUGAAACAGGCGCAACGUGCCCGCAGACUCCAGCAGUUUGACGAAGAUGGCGAGGAGCAAGCUGGUGGCAUCGGAAUCGCUAAUGCGGGCGGAUGGGCCCAAAGCAUUGCGACUGCUCUAUGA
Molecule: messenger RNA, 822 nt
Organism: Cladocopium goreaui
Lineage: Eukaryota; Dinophyceae; Suessiales; Symbiodiniaceae
Source: the annotation of a GenBank genome assembly